This is a messenger RNA of Naegleria fowleri, 300 nucleotides long. RefSeq lists its product as uncharacterized. Gene Ontology annotation, biological process: cellular response to oxidative stress. The record is from RefSeq and is a predicted model, not a curated record. Bases 1 to 300 code for a protein of 99 amino acids. NCBI's taxonomy places the organism in Eukaryota, Heterolobosea, Eutetramitea, Acrasida, Naegleriidae. The transcript is spliced from 2 exons. Gene Ontology annotation, cellular component: cytoplasm. Gene Ontology annotation, molecular function: glutathione disulfide oxidoreductase activity.
AUGUCCAUUAAAACAGCCAUUCAAAAUUUGGUUUCACAAAACAAAGUUGUCAUCUUCUCGAAAACCUACUGUCCCUAUUGUGCGAAUGCUAAGAAACUCUUUUCGGAAUUAGGUGUAGAUUACAAAGUUUUAGAGUUGGACACAAUGAAAGAUGGUUCGGAAUAUCAAAAUGUGUUGAAAGAGAUGACCAAUAUGGGAACAGUUCCAUCCGUUUGGGUCAACAGUGAAUUCAUUGGAGGUUUUUCUGAUACUCAAGCUUUGCAUAAGCAAGGAAAACUACUUCCAAAGCUCAAUAAAUAA